Cornus florida is the source of this 2026-nucleotide messenger RNA. RefSeq names its product long chain base biosynthesis protein 2a. The transcript is spliced from 12 exons. Gene Ontology annotation, cellular component: serine palmitoyltransferase complex. Gene Ontology annotation, molecular function: serine C-palmitoyltransferase activity; pyridoxal phosphate binding. The coding region runs from base 265 to 1734 and encodes 489 amino acids. NCBI's taxonomy places the organism in Eukaryota, Viridiplantae, Streptophyta, Magnoliopsida, Cornales, Cornaceae. Gene Ontology annotation, biological process: ceramide biosynthetic process; sphingosine biosynthetic process. The record is from RefSeq and is a predicted model, not a curated record.
UUUAAAAAAAAAAAUUUCAAAAACGAAAACCAACCGGAAAAAGAGGGUUGGUCAAACCCAAUCCUCAGCCCCCUCUCCUCUCUUUCUCUCUCUACCUCUCUCUCUCCUCUCAGGGUUUAGGAUCGCUGAUCUCCGAUCUCUGAUUUUCCCCAGAAUCCAAUUCCCUCCACAAUUGAUUCCCAUCGUCGUCUCAGAUCUGUUAUUCGUCCUCUCAAUUCGAUCAGGGUCACUUCUCGUUGAUAGAGCUCUCAAUCACCGAUCAAAAUGAUUACAAUUCCAUAUUUGACCGCCUUGACAACCUAUUUCAGCUACGGAUUGCUCUUUGCUUUUGGCCAAUUACGAGACUUUUUCAGAAAAACUAUCGAUUGGUGGAGUGCCAGCAAUCUUCAGGGUUAUGCACCGAUCUGCUUAGGCCUUGAGGAUUUUUAUACUCGGAGGUUGUAUCUCCGUAUUCAGGAUUGUUUUGGACGACCAAUAGCAAGCGCUCCUGAUGCUUGGUUUGAUGUGGUUGAGCGUAUCUCCAAUGACAAUAACAAGACGCUAAAACGGACUGAAAAGAUAAGUAAGUGCCUUAACUUGGGAUCGUACAAUUACCUAGGAUUUGCUGCAGCAGAUGAAUACUGCACACCUCGUGCGAUCGAAUCUCUAAAGAAGUUUACUCCUAGCACCUGCAGUGCUCGUGUUGAUGGAGGCACUACAACACUGCAUACUGAACUGGAGGAUCUUGUGGCAAACUUUGUUGGAAAGCCAGCUUCUAUAGUCUUUGGCAUGGGCUAUGUGACAAAUUCUGCCAUCCUUCCUGUUUUGAUUGGAAAGGGAGGUUUGAUAAUCAGCGAUUCUUUGAACCACAACUCUAUUGUCAAUGGUGCUCGAGGAUCAGGAGCUACCAUUCGAGUUUUCCAACAUAACACUCCUUCCCACUUGGAGAAAGUUUUGAGAGAACAUAUUGCCGAGGGACAACCCAGGACACAUAGACCAUGGAAGAAGAUAAUCGUUGUUGUGGAGGGAAUAUACAGCAUGGAAGGGGAGCUUUGCAAACUUCCAGAGAUUGUUGCAAUAUGCAAGAAAUACAAGGCAUAUGUAUAUUUGGAUGAGGCUCACAGCAUUGGAGCAGUUGGGAAAACAGGAAGAGGUGUGUGUGAGCUUUUGGGGGUUGAUACUGCUGAUGUGGAUAUCAUGAUGGGAACUUUUACAAAAUCAUUUGGAUCAUGUGGUGGUUACAUUGCCGGCUCCAAGGACCUCAUUCAAUAUUUGAGGUAUAAUUGUCCAGCUCAUCUGUAUGCCACAUCAAUAUCACCUCCAGCUGCUCAACAGAUUAUUUCUGCCAUCAAGGUUCUUCUUGGAGAGGAUGGUUCUAGCAGAGGGGCUCAGAAACUCGCAAGAAUAAGGGAGAACAGCAACUUUUUCAGGUCAGAACUGCAGAAGAUGGGCUUUGAGGUUUUAGGAGAUAAUGAUUCCCCUGUAAUGCCCAUAAUGCUCUACAAUCCAGCAAAAAUACCUGCUUUUUCAAGGGAGUGUCUCAAACAGAAUGUGGCUGUUGUGACAGUUGCUUUUCCUGCCACCCCUCUACUGUUGGCUAGGGCUCGCAUUUGUAUAUCUGCUUCACACACUAGGGAAGACCUGGUUAAAGCCUUGGAGGUCAUCAGCCGAGUUGGUGAUCUGGUGGGCAUAAAAUAUUUCCCUGCCGAGCCCAGGAAAGAGCAGCUGGAGGAAGGCAGGGUCAAGUUGGAGUGAUGAGGGAACUUUUCUUGUAGUAAAAUGGCCUCUGCAAAAGGAGCUUUAGAGACACGAUCAUAUCACUUUUGUGAGUUGCUUAUUUGUAGUAUUUUUGUCAUAUUUAUGUACAGUUGUAGUUGUAAUAUGUUUCAUAUGGUAAUGCUUAUUUUUUGUCUGCAAUUGGAUUUUGGUGUUUUUCAAAAAUUUGGGAGCAGCAGCUUGUUUAAGACGUUACAUUGUAUCAAAUUCUGUAAUUUUAAUUUAAACACCACAAUGAUACAGGAAUAAUGGACUUUUUCUGUUGCUUCCA